UGUUAUCACAGGCCAAGACCUUCGAUAUUCUUUCCGCAUUACGCAUGUACGUAUACAAAAUAUUUCACCUUCUGACUUUCUGUAGUCGGUCAACAUUUCCGUCACAUUCCUGGUAACGCGUCUGCGAAAUGUGACCUGCUUAUCUUGUAUCUCUCACGAAAUUCCGCUAUGCAGCGUUAGUGGACGACUCUUCAAUUCAAAGACCUCUACACAUCGUUCUAGUACACUACAGAAGACCAAUGUUCCGCCCCAAUACAUUCAAGAUAUUCCGACUUUGAUAUGCCAGUGCACGAUGCAAAAUCGUGACCUUCAUCAUGUCUGUCUGAACUGGUGGAAUGCGGGGAGCUUUCGUGAUCAUAGUUAGUCACUCUUUCAAAAAGCGCGAGGAUAGUUCGUGUAUAAGAGGGCGCAUGGUCGAGACAAGGAUGGAUUCAUUCCCUACAUACGUCAAACUAGUGAUCUUUAGUACUCGUCAACAAUCAACAAACAUAGUAUGAAGGUUCUCGCUGUGCUCUACAAUGGCUUCAAAGCUGCGAUUGAAGAACCAAGACUCCUCGGAACCGUCGAGAACAAGCUUGGAAUGGAUAGAUGGCUUGCUUCCCGAGGACAUGAAUUCGUCGUUACUAGUAGUAAAGACGGACCUAAAAGUGACUUUGAAAAGCACAUCGUCGAUGCUGAAGUCUUGAUUACCACGCCGUUCCAUCCUGGAUAUCUGACUCGAGAGUUGAUGGAAAAGGCCAAAAACCUCAAAAUUUGCAUCACUGCCGGUGUAGGCUCAGACCAUAUUGACCUUAACGCUGCCGUGGACCAUAAGAUCCAAGUUCUGGAAGUAUCUGGGAGUAAUGUCACCAGUGUAGCGGAACACGCAGUGAUGAGCAUGUUAUUGCUCGUUAGGAACUUUGUUCCUGCUCACGAAAUGAUUGAGCGCGGAGACUGGCAAGUCUCUGACAUUGCCCGCAACGCGUUCGACAUUGAAGGUAAGACCAUUGGAACCAUUGGUGCCGGUAGAAUCGGGUACAGAAUCAUGCAAAGGCUUUUGCCUUUCAACCCUAAAGAAUUGUUGUACUAUGACUACCAUGAGAUCCACCCCGAAGCGGAGAGUGCAGUGAACUGCAAUCGAGUUGGGACUGUUGAGGAAUUGGUCUCCCAAUGUGAUAUUGUAACCGUGAACUGCCCUCUUCAUGAGGGUACGCGAGGGAUGAUCAACGAUCAUCUUCUUUCCACUUUCAAACCUGGCGCAUGGCUCGUCAAUACUGCCCGCGGCGCCAUCUGUGACGAACACGCUGUUGCGAGGGCCUUGGCUAGCGGGCAGCUACGUGGAUACGCCGGUGAUGUUUGGAACGUUCAACCCGCGCCGAAAGACCAUCCCUGGCGCUCUAUGAAGAAUCCCCUCGGUGGAGGUAAUGGCAUGGUCCCGCACUACUCUGGUACCACUCUGGAUGCUCAAGCACGCUACGCUGCGGGUACAAAGAGUAUAUUGCAAAAUUACCUCGACGGAAAACCCCAGGCGCAUCAGAAUGUCAUCGUUGGCACGGGAAAGUAUGAGACGACUUCCUAUGGGAUACAUUAAGUUUAACGUGUUCGUAAUUGAACUUCAGUAUAAUUAAGGAAGAAAUUGCGUCUGUUUACGCCGUACUACAGAACUUGUGAAAUAACGAAUACUGUAUUUUGAUAUUAUACAAGCCAAUACGUGUGGCAUGUCAUCGAUAGCAUUUCGAUAGCUCGAUGUGACCAGAUGUAAAGGGAAAGAAUAUAUUCAAAUUGGCGUCACAUGAAUUG
Messenger RNA from Lentinula edodes (shiitake mushroom), 1779 nucleotides. Its product is annotated as NAD-dependent formate dehydrogenase. The transcript has 9 exons. The coding region runs from base 494 to 1570 and encodes 358 amino acids. Gene Ontology annotation, cellular component: cytosol. The record is from RefSeq and is a predicted model, not a curated record. Gene Ontology annotation, molecular function: oxidoreductase activity, acting on the CH-OH group of donors, NAD or NADP as acceptor; formate dehydrogenase (NAD+) activity; NAD binding. Lineage: Eukaryota; Fungi; Basidiomycota; Agaricomycetes; Agaricales; Omphalotaceae.